AUGGAGGUUAUUUUAAACGCUAUUGAACUUGUGACAAAUUCUCAACCAUCGCCAUCUUCUUCGACUGCUACCACCCUCUCAAACUUUCAAAAAUAUUCAACUACUGCUAUCAAUAAUAAUUCAACAAACAAAGCCACAACAAAUAAUUCUAAUAAUGCUACUUUAACUGAUAACGAACCAUCAUUUCAGAAAUUCUCUAUUCGUCAAGAAAAAGAUUUUACUAGUCAAAUUCGUCAACUCAGUUACAAUUUUAAACCUAUAACUACAUCCAUCAACGAUAUUAUUAACAAAGACAAUGAUAAUUAUAGUACAAGUAAUGAAAACAACGUUUCAUGUCAUCACACGACUGUUGCACAAAAAUCUUAUGGUAGUGAGAAAAGAUUUUUGUGUCCGCCACCGGUAGUAAUCUUUAAUAGACAACAAUCAUCAAACUAUAGCAACAAUAGUAAUAAUUUUAAUGUUAACCAAAAAAAACUUGAACUAUCGAUGGCAGUAUUAUGUGAAAGCGAUAUAAAUUCAUCAGAACAUAAAGUGUCACUUGACGACGAUAUGAAUGGUACAUUCAAAUAUUUGUACGUUAAUGGAACUGCUAAAUCUAAAACUUUUACACUUCAAUUGAAAUUAUUUGAAAAAGAAUCCUCGAUUCCACAUCUAACAAUUGAUUCAUCACCUGUUACUAUCAUAUCAAAACCAUCAAAAAAAUCAGCUAAAGCAAAAAAUAUUUCAUUAUGUAUUUUGUCUGGAUCUGAAGUUUCGCUAUUUAAUCGUAUCAAUUCACAAACUGUACGAACUAAAUAUUUGGAAAUUGAAAAUGGAAUAUUAUGCGCAACAAAUACUUCUUGUGCUUCCGGACCAUUAAAAGUUGAUGCAACACGAUCAUCCGAUGCUUGUACAAUAAGCUCAUUAUCACCUUUUCUAAGAUAUCAAUCAUCACGUAUAUUUCAAAUGCAAAAUGUAGAAUUCACAAAAGAACCAUUUAAAACAGCAUCAUCCCCAAAUAAAAAUAAUAAUGAAUCAAAUCCCAUUAUUGAAGAAAUUGAUGAUCACCUUUGUUGGACCAUUGUUGGAAUAUCUAAAUUUCAAUCGACAUAUUAUGAUAAAUCAGAUUAUACUUCAAUUUCAACAUAA
Molecule: messenger RNA, 1128 nt
Organism: Entrophospora sp. SA101
Lineage: Eukaryota; Fungi; Glomeromycota; Glomeromycetes; Entrophosporales; Entrophosporaceae
Source: the annotation of a GenBank genome assembly